Messenger RNA from Calidris pugnax (ruff), 1365 nucleotides. RefSeq names its product DND microRNA-mediated repression inhibitor 1 (gene DND1). Bases 304 to 1365 code for a protein of 353 amino acids. Gene Ontology annotation, cellular component: nucleus; cytoplasm. NCBI's taxonomy places the organism in Eukaryota, Metazoa, Chordata, Aves, Charadriiformes, Scolopacidae. The transcript has 3 exons. The record is from RefSeq and is a predicted model, not a curated record. Gene Ontology annotation, molecular function: mRNA binding. Gene Ontology annotation, biological process: negative regulation of miRNA-mediated gene silencing; germ cell development; mRNA stabilization.
CAACCAGAUGCUGCCUUUGCCUUGGCUUUCAAAGACUUUGGAGGCAUCCUCAGGGGAACUCUUGGUGUCCUUCUGCUCUACCAAAAUUGCAGAACGUAGUCAUGUGGAGCAGGCUUGGAUGGUGGGCAGGGUAGUCCUUUGGGUGUGCAGUGUUGAGAGGCUCUUCAGGUUUCCUGAGGGCAGAGGGGUUCAGCGUUUGCUCCUCCAUGCUGUGGCUGGGCCUUGCAAUUGCUUCACGGGGUCUGGCUGGAAGGGAGGUUGGAAACUUUGCCAGCCACGCGCCACCCUCAUCUCCCUCCUCAGAUGUGGACCAACAGCAUCAACCAGGAAAAUAAGAUGGCCCUGCAUGCCUGGGCAAAAGAAACUGGCAUUGACCUCGUGCAGGUCAACGGGCAGAGGCGAUAUGGUGGCCCCCCACCAGGCUGGGUGGGCAACCCCCCGCCGGCUGGCACGGAGGUGUUCAUCGGGAAGCUGCCGCAGGACGUCUAUGAGAACGUGCUGAUCCCGCUCUUCCAGAGCGUGGGGAAGCUCUACGAGUUCCGCCUCAUGAUGACCUUCAGUGGCCUCAACCGGGGCUUUGCCUACGCCAAGUACAGCAACCACCGCGGCGCCAAGGAGGCCAUCGCAACCUUCAACAACUUUGAGGUGCGGCAGGGCUGCGCCAUCGUGGUCUGCAAGAGCAUGGAGAAGUGCGAGCUGAGCAUGGAUGGCCUGGCCGCCUCGGUGGGCCAGCAGGAGCUGGAGGCCACGCUGCGGCGGAUCACGGAGGGGGUCCUCAGCAUCACCCUCUACACCAGCCCCUCCCAAAAACGGGCCCAGCUCGCUGUGCUGAAGUACAGCUCGCACCAGGCUGCUGCCAUGGCCAAGAAGACCCUGGUGGAGGGGAACACGAAGCUCAGUGGGUUGGAGGUGAGGGUGAACUGGUUGAACCCCGACCUGAAGCAGAAGCUGCAGUUGCGUGAGGAGAAGCUGUCGUCCAGCCAGGUGCGAGGGGGCAAGCGCCGGGGGGUCCCCAAGCCUGCGCCCCCCUCCCCGGUGCUGCCCAACGCGGUGGACCGGCUGAAGGCCCUGUGCCAGAGGCAGUACCUGGGCACCCCGCUCUUCCUCACCAAGUGCGUCCAGGCAAACCCCAACGGGUGGCUGCGGUUCUGGUGCCGGGUGGUCAUCCCGGGGUGCCCCGUGCCUUUCAACGGGUUCACGUGGGUCCGGCCGGCCGGGCCAGGCAGGAGCGGGCACGAGGAGGCCAAGGUGGCGAUGGCUCUGCAGGUUCUCCGGGUGCUGGGUGAGUCCUCGCAGGGCAGCGGUGCCAACCCCCUGCCUUUCCCAAAGCAAUCUCCUGGGAGCUUGGAGCUGUGGUGCAUCUAG